CCUCCAUGGAGAUAAAUAGCACAGAAGACUUUCGUUUCAGAUUAUAAGCUGCGUAGGACUGCGCGUAUUUGCUUUGAUACUGAAAAAGGUUUUUUUCCCACAGUCAUGAAAGUGUUCCUAGUCGUUGCAGUGGUCGCCCUGGUUCAUGGCAGUUAUGCCACUUUGCUCAUUAAAGGGCCGACCGAGCCUGUCCUGGAGGGAGAGGAGCUCACGCUGGAGUGUACCUACACAGACUCUGAGCUCAACAUCAGCCAGGUCCGCUUUGAGAUCUUUUCCAAGUACAUGGAUGGCUGGCGUCCAGUUUGGGAGCGAUCCUGGUGCUUCUACUCGAUGCAAAUCACGAGAACUGCAGAGAGUCUUGUCUUGACUAUCCCCCGUGCAGGAAGGUACUAUGAGGGGCCUUACCGCUGUGUGUCUGCUGCCGAAAAUGCGACUGAGUCCGACAUGUCCUCCCCGGUGCUGGCCAUCAAAGUGCAAUAUAUGGGGCAGCUGUUACUGUCCAGGGAAGGCUUCACCAGCUACCUGGGUGUGCCAGAGGAGCUGAAGGUGCGAGCUGGAGAAGAUGUGGUGCUGACGUGCUCUGCCAGCUCAUCAGAGCAGCCAAACUACUCAUGGAAUAAGAAAGGUAACGACUGGAUCCUGCCUUCCUCUCGGCUGACACUGAGGAAGGUGAGCGCGAUGGAUGAGGGACAGUACACUUGCAUGGCCGAGCAUCCCUCAGUCGAGUCACUCAGCAAGACACGGACCAUCAGCAUCACCGUGCUGCCUGAGGAUGCCCCGUGGUAUGAGUCCACUAAUGGCCGUCUCACGUUGAUGACGGUGGCGGCAGCUGUGUCUCUCCUGGUCUUCAUCCUCUCCGUAACCGUGUUCCUGUGCCGCAGGGCCAAGCAGAUCAAGACCAGCAAGGGCCCCAUUGAUGACCGGUCUCAGAAAAAACCCAUCUACAAAACCAGUGUGGAGUCCCUACCCUCCACCUGCGGAGACAAACAGCCUCUGGUGUGAGUGCACAGGCAGAUGGAAGGGUGAGGAGGGAGGAAGAAGAUGGCACGAGGGACGAGGAAGAUGGAGUGGGCGGCCAGAAAAUGAGCGAUGCUUAAAGUGGGAGGACAUGGUAUCGGGUUAUGAGUGGGGAGGAGACAGGGAGAAAGAGAAGGAGGCAAAGACGGAUAUGCGGAGACUGUAGGGAGAGCAAAAUCAAAAUCAGUAGCUGGGUGUAAAAACAAAAAAAAGUGAAGGGCAAAUGAUUGCUUUGGAGAUACAAAAGCUGCUUUGCUUGUGGGUGUAUGCUGCAUUAUGCAUCCUCGACAAUACGGUGGGCAGUUAGUCUUAAUUUAUUCUGCCGUGUGGAAAUCGGUGAGCUACAUUCUUAGCAAAAUAAUGUAGGAUGACAAGUGUACUGCAAGAGUUGUUAAGACGACGUGAUUCUUUUCCUUUCUGCUCAGUUGUGUAUUAUGAAUGGGCCGUUUGGGUAAUAGGACAAGGUUUUAUUUUGCUGGUUUGUUUCCCUUUCGACCUUCUUUCAAAAGCAGAACCAGCUCAAAGCAUUCGUGAGAAGGUCAUUAUAAUUUUUUAUUUUUUUCUUUUACUGUGACAAUUCUCAAGCACAUUGCACUCUACUAUUGAAUUUACUGCACUCUGGAUUUCUUUGAUAUUAAAUGGCUUUCAGAAAA
Messenger RNA from Scatophagus argus, 1670 nucleotides. RefSeq lists its product as uncharacterized. Gene Ontology annotation, biological process: cell-cell adhesion. The record is from RefSeq and is a predicted model, not a curated record. The coding region runs from base 106 to 1002 and encodes 298 amino acids. Lineage: Eukaryota; Metazoa; Chordata; Actinopteri; Scatophagidae. Gene Ontology annotation, cellular component: cell-cell junction. Gene Ontology annotation, molecular function: cell adhesion molecule binding. The transcript is spliced from 7 exons.